Molecule: messenger RNA, 4158 nt
Organism: Akanthomyces muscarius
Lineage: Eukaryota; Fungi; Ascomycota; Sordariomycetes; Hypocreales; Cordycipitaceae
Exons: 6
Coding region: 1-4158 (1385 amino acids)
Biological process (GO): protein ubiquitination
Cellular component (GO): CCR4-NOT complex
Molecular function (GO): ubiquitin-protein transferase activity; RNA binding
Source: RefSeq, a predicted model, not a curated record
AUGGCGCCGCAGGAUUCAUUCUUGGACGAAGAGGAAGAUGUCUGCCCCCUCUGCAUCGAGGAGUUCGACUUGUCGGACAAGAACUUCCGACCAUGCCCAUGUGGCUAUCAGGUCUGUCAGUUCUGCUUCAACAAUAUCAAGAGCAACAUGAACGGGUUAUGCCCGGCGUGUCGAAGACCUUAUGACGAGAAGACGAUCGAGUGGAAAGUUGUUACACAAGAAGAAGUCGCCCAAUUCCGCGCCAAUAUUCAAAAGAACCAAAAGAAACGGGUGCAAGAACAACGGCAAAAAGAAGUUCAGAAGCGCGAGGCCGAGAAGGAGAAUCGCAAGAACCUGGUCGGUGUACGAGUCGUACAAAAGAAUUUGGUCUACAUCACCGGCUUGGCACCAACUGUACGCGAGGACGAACUACUUAAGACGCUACGAAAGCCCGAAUUUUUCGGCCAAUACGGGAAUAUCCAAAAGAUCUCGAUUAGCAAUCGCAAAAGCCCCGACGGCCAGCAUCAUUCACUCGGCAUAUAUGUCACCUUUGAAACUCCGGACGAGGCUAUGCGUUGCAUCCAAGCCGUUCACGGCUCUCAUAACGGCGACCGGGUUUUGAAGGCGCAGCACGGUACGACUAAAUACUGUUCCGCCUGGCUGAAGAACGAAAAGUGCAACAACCCGGGCUGUAUGUUUUUGCAUGAGCAGGGAGACGAAGAGGAUAGCUAUACGAGACAGGAUCUGUCCUCCAUGAACAGCAUCCACACCCAGCGUCCUCUACCUGGCGGUGGUAACUCUUCUCGAGCCGCCUCGCGACAAGUUUCCCAUCCGACACCGCCACCUAUGCCUGUGCCUGUCUCCGCCCCGGCACCUGUUGCACAGCCCAUGGCUAGGUCGCUGAGCAAAGAAGAGUCGGAGACUGGUGACUCGUCUGCCCUUCCUUCGUCCGCGAACUGGGCCAGACUGCCGGUGCGCAGUCGUAGGGGAUCUUAUGCCACGAGCGGUGCUGCUUCUAGCCCUGCUGCCUCAACGUCGGUUCCCGUUGCCGUGGAGAAGCCAGAGCGUGUGGAAGUCCCGGAACUUUCCACCUCGAAAGCGACAUCCUCGAAACCAAAACCUGCAACGGCAGAGACUUCUCCGCGAAACCCGCCUCCUACUGCUCAAGCUGCUACGCCGCCUAGUGCAAUCAAAGCACUUCUUGACAUUCUUAACACGUGCACACUACCUAAUUUUAUAACACAGACUGGCGAAGACACCGGUCCUCCCAUGUUCGACAUCCGCGGGGGUGAGAAGCGAAAGGCCAUGCGGGAAGACAAAGACUCGCGCACCGAAAAUGAGGACCAGCUUGAAGUCUUGGAAGGCUCAGAAGAUGGUGUUGAAGGUGGCGGCAGUCAUGCCCUUGGUGGUGAGCCCGAAGGGAGAGACCGGGACGGCCACGGAUUUGACCAACGACGCAUUACUCCAAUCCAAAGAGGCUCGGCCGACGGCAUGUUUAGCCCGACGCUCGGUGGCUCAGCUUUUGGCGUGGCAACUGCAACCGCCACACCCAGAUCCAUGACACCUCAGCAGAUUGGUCUCCGUUCUCAGGCUUCCUACACCGACCAGUAUCCUCCCGGUAUUGGUGGGCCAAGCAACUCAUCUCAAGGCCAGGGACAGGGCCAUAACCGCCAGUCAUCCCGAUUCAACUUCGCCAACGAUAGCGGCGCAUCGACCACGAACGUCAAGCUAGCUGCCAACCCGCGCAUCAUGGCACAGCAGUCUUCUAUGAUGCCCGGCUCCUUCCAGUCACAGGGCAGCCAGUUCUACGCCUCAUCGAUGCCUGGCCCCCCCCCUGGCCUCAAGUCUACCGGAACGCCACCAAGCAUGUUUGCUCAAGGAUUCGGCUCUUCGGGCUACAAUGUCCCCAAGGAUUCUUCAAACGACCUUCUUCAAAGCCUUAUUGGACGAAACCGUGGAAAUAACCAAAGCCACGAAUCAGGAAAGCUAGAUCUUGCGGACCCGAGCAUUCUCCAAGCUAGAAUGCAGCACCAAACGCAGAGCAAUGUCGGAGCCGGACAGGGGCUGUUUAACAGCCAGAAUCAAGACGACGAUUUGCCUUCUUUGGCGGAUGCAAUAAGCUCAGUCGAUGCUCUUGUUGCGGACGACAUAAACGACAUAGAGGACCUGGCUACGUCACUCGAUGGAUACAUUACAGCAACGCAUUCACACGGGCACCCCGAACCCAUCUACAACCCUGUGUCUGAUGGAGGAAGCAUCGCACCUCAUGGUCAUCCUUCUCCGGAACCAAGCGUGAGGCGACCACCUCCAGGAUUGGAGCCAAGACCACCAGUCGUCUCCAAAGAGCCUCCGUCAACACCUGUUCCAGCUCCGAUUGCUAAACCUGCCUUGAUGCACAAGCUGCCAACUCUGGCUGACGAAGAAUUCCCUGCUCUCGGUUCACCCAAGGUUACGAAGGGCGCCUCUAGUGUUCCUGCCGCUCCGAAACUGGCAAUCCCCAAUACUGCUAUUCAAGGGAAGCAUGCUGCGGGCAAGAAACCAGAAACCAUCGGUAGCCCACAUGACAGCCGUCGCGGCUCCUUGAAUGACAGUGAGCCAGCAGAGACUGCCAAGGCCGUCGCGGUGACACCCAGAACAGGACCAAAAUCUAUACGGGUCAUGACGCCAGCCAAAAUGGAGUCGCCUUCCAUCAUGUCGCCUAUCGCAUCGCGUAUCAUGUCCCUCGUUCAGCGGCCUGAGACACCUGCGAGCGAGACUGUUAGCGAUAGUGCGUCCAUUGUCUCGGCUUCCGUCUCAGCUUCCCGCGCUGGCUCGCCUCCACCCAGCCGAAUUGGCAGUGCGGCGAUCCGUCAGACCACAAAGAGCCAGCAACGCAAGCAGCGCAAGGAUGCCCUGAAGCAAGACACGAAGGCCAUUGCCGAGGCGGCUGCAGCUGACGAGGCUGUUCACGCGCCUGUUCUUGGUCGCAAGAAGAAGCAGAAGAAAGAGAAGCCUGUUAAAGAGAAGCCUGUCAAGGAAAAGCAUGCCUCAGCGCCUGCGCCAGAAUCCGAAGUCUCUCAGAAGAGAGAGCCUAGAAGCACGGAGCCGGAAGUAGAGCCUGCCGAGAACAAGUCGCCCGUGAAGAGCAAGUCUGGGAAAGUUCUAGAGCAGACUGUGCUUGUGCCACCGCGACCGCAGCCUCCAUCACCGACAGCACAAGAUUCGGCUCCCGAGGAUGAUGAGCCUAUCGCACCUCCUCAGGGUCCUUCGGUCGUAUUUGAGGAUAUUUUUAGGAAUCUCACUACUGCCAUUGAGCAACUCAGCCUCCUCAAACCAGUUGCCCCGCUGAGUUCCAUUGCUACUGGAAAGCAAAGCGCUGGCAGCAAGCCUGGCGCCUGCAAGGACAGCGGAUGCAAGUGCGGCGAAAUUCAGCCUGAGGACCUCGCGGUUCUCGAGUCUGGCAAGCCAGUCCGCAAGCAGUGCCGCGUGGACGGCAGCCGCAUGCUCAUCAGCCGCUAUGGUGACUGCGUCCGCAGACUGGCAGAGGACGAGGAGGAUAAAUUUUUGCAGCUGCAAGACGCGGUUGCGCAAACGGGCGACUCGGCGGGUUCUUUCACAGCGCCUCGACACCAGAAGAGCUCUGGCGCGUUUUCGAUUGUCAAGGGCCGCGCCGUCCCCAACGGGCGACCCAACAUCUUUCCCGUUGCCGCCAGGCCCGAGUCGCAGGACCCUUUUGGCAAGCUGCAACGCGACGAGGCCUUGAGCUACAUCAACCAGUACGUGCUGCCACGCCUCAACCUGGGCGCCAGCGGUAAGGCCGCUGCCGCCGCGUCGGGCAGCCUAGCCCCCCUGCGCGAUGCAGCCGCCGCCAGUCUCAAUCAGCUCGCGCCGUACUUUUACGGACCGGAGGCGGCUGCCGGUGUCGGCAUCUACAGCGCCGUCGACAGCGGCAGCGCGCGGCCCGUGCACGACUUUGGCGCGCCCCCGGGCCUGACGCUCGGCGGCAACGUCGACAUGGUCAAGAACGGCGGCGGCGGCGGUGGCGCCAGCAGCACCCAGCGCGGCGUGGGCACCAUGGCGCUGAUGAGCGUCGAGGAGGCCGAGGCCGCGCUGGCGGCGACGCGCAAGGACACGGACAAGCUGGAGAAGGGGCUGAAUGCGGUGAUUAAGAGAAACAAAAGACUUCUACUUGGCGAUUAG